Molecule: messenger RNA, 4695 nt
Organism: Pocillopora meandrina
Lineage: Eukaryota; Metazoa; Cnidaria; Anthozoa; Scleractinia; Pocilloporidae
Source: the annotation of a GenBank genome assembly
GUUGAUUAUGCAAAGUUGCGCGCGUGUUCAGUACGGUGUUCCGCUGUUCAAGGUUACUCCCCGGAAUAGAAACUCCACGCUGAAAGAAGUCGUGUCUUUAUUUAUGAAAUCUACUCACCACUUGCGGCGAAAUUCAAAACCUCUGAAAAUGUCUGACUCAGUUUUUGUGAAAUCUGUGCGGAUUGCUACUGUUGUAACAUUGUAUUGGUAAGAUUUACGUCAAAAUCAAGACAUACUUUAGGAAUUAUUUCUUUCAAGUUAUUCUGAUAAGUUACAAUUAAUUCUCUCUGAUUUGAAUUUCAUGAGCAUAACUAAAACUGCCACGUUACAACCCGCGAAAAUUUUCAGUUUCGCUUUUCCUGUUUAUUUUUUCAUUCAUUGUACUGUUGUUUAUAUAUAUUUUUUGGCGUUUUUAUCAUUUUUUUCAAGGGUGAUCUCAAUAUCCAUGGUGUUCUUGAACAAGUACCUUCUCAGCAGUCCUGACCUGAAGGUAAGAUCUGACUGUAAAUUCUCCCUUCCAUCUGCCUCGCAUUUCCUUGUAAAUUAGUUCUGCGAAUUUGGCUUUAGAUCAAGGUAACAACUUCCACCAGAUAAGUUUGAGUAUUCUCAUUACCUGUUUGCUGGAUAAUUGGCAGGUAUUACAGGGAGAAGUUACAUGUUGAUCAUCUCUGGGGACUAACACUGCUUCUCUUUUUUUUCAGCUUGAUGCUCCACUGUUUGUCACUUGGUUUCAAUGUGUUGUUUGCUUAAUUUGCUUGUUCCUUCUGAGUUUUUUGGGAGAUAAAUAUCCACGGAUUGACAAGUUCCCAGCUUUCACUAUUGAUCUAAAGGUGUCAAGAGAGGUGUGUACAGUUUUUUCAUAAUUCAGUUGUCUUGUCUAUUGUGUCAUUUGCAUAUAGCUUUUUUUUACUUUUUGAAGGGUGCCAUGUUGGUGCACCUGCUAUUAUUAGGAAUUCAACUUGUGUGACUAUUGGAAAUUAAAGUAUCAUCUGUAAUAUUUCAUGCUAUGUGUCAGGUAUCUUUAUUGGAGCAAACUGUUAAAUGCAAUGUGUGCAACAAAGAUAGGGGUUUCUUGGAUGUACAUGUUGAGCAAAGUUCGCCAAGGCUCUUAGAGGAUUUCUAAGUUUAAUUUGUAUGAUUGUAAUUUGUACUUGGAAAUCUGAGCAUUAAAUAGGAAUCUCUACAUCAGUGCUAAGGGGUUUUCAUGUCAGACCUCUUGCAUAUUUGAUCUUUGUAUAUAGUUGAGGCCAGAUGUAUGACACAGUACCUGUCACUUCCAAGAUCUCAAUAGCAAUUCUCCUUUCUGUCUAUGAUUUGUCUAUGAUUUAUUUCUCUUGAUGCUAGUUGAGAAUUUGGUGUUUAUUGAAAUCCAAUGAUAGCCUCCAGUUGAGGUGUCUCUUCAUAUAUUCUCAUCAGUUGUUUACUCAACACUGUAUUGAUACUGUAAGGGGGGAAUUUACUUCAUGGUCAUGCAUGGUAGUGAAAGGGUUGAUUGGUUCAUAGCUUAGUUAUCAUUGUUUUUGUGUCUCCAGUUAAGAGGUGGAGCCACAAUGUCUGUGCUUUGUCCAUUUGCCUCAUUUCGAUUUUUAGCCCUUUACACCCUAACAUCAGUAUCCAUAUUCUCUAUACUCUUCCCUAUACAUGUCCUUUGGUACUGACAGGGAGAAUUUGUCUAACAAUCAAAACUUCUCAGGUCGGCGAUCAUUUCCUUUAUUCUCAUAUCUUAAUGAAUAAUAUAGCAGUAUUACUGUAAGAAGGAAAUAGAUGCUGGUCAAUCUCAAGGUUUAACACGUCAAGUAAUUUAAGGAGAAAUUAGGUGCUGAUCACUCUUAGGGUUUAAAGGGUUAGUGAUCAUGUUGUUCUUCUUCUCUGACAUUUCUACAGGUUCUUCCAUUGUCUAUUGUUUUUGUGGGAAUGAUUACUUUCAAUAACCUGUGUCUCAAGUACCUUGGAGUGUCAUUUUACAAUGUUGGAAGGUCACUUACAACUGUUUUCAAUGUGGUAAGUACUAUGAUUACACUAUGAUAAGAUACAACUAAGUUUUGAACUGCAAUUUGAGGAAGGGUUUUUCAUUUCACCACAGUUUUCUGCUUACUGUUUAUUUGGGUUAUUGUAAUACAAAGCUGUAGGGGAUUUGAUAUGUGAUAAUCUUGGUAGCAGUUUGUCAUGAGACCUUGAAAAAUGAUGAAACAGAAACCUGCUUGUGUUUGUUUAGCUAAUUUUACUGGAAUGGUGAAAAUAAUGAUACCAACUGAAAAAAGUUGUGAAUGCAAUAAAACAAUAGAGUUUAUGUUUCGCAGGCACAAAUUUCUUUUGAGCCAUUUUUGCAGUCAUUUUCCCCCUUGCCUGGCUUGGGCAGGAACAUAAGCUGGUUACUAAACAGUCAGAACAAUAAUGCAAGCAUGCAAGGGAACUGAAAUACAUUUUAGCCUGUCAAAAUCUUGCCUUCAGCACACAAACUGCAUCACAGUGCCCGAAAAAUGAUAAUAAUGGAUGACAUUUUAGUUUAGUUAACUUUGCUCGGUUUGUUUUGUUGGUUAGAUCUGUUCCUUUAUUAUCCUUGGCCAGAAGACAUCCUGCAAAGCCAUGUUCUGCUGUUCCAUUAUUAUUUGUGGUUUUCUUUUGGGUGUCGACCAAGAAGGAAACUCAGGAGAACUGUCCUAUCUUGGAAUUCUGUUUGGAGUGUUAGCCAGCCUUUGUGUAUCCCUAAAUGCAAUUUUCACCAAAAAGGUUCUCCCAGUUGUUGAUAGUAACAUCUGGCGUCUGCAACUCUAUAACAAUUUUAAUGCUGUAUUUCUUUUCCUGCCUCUUAUGGUGAUAUGUGGUGAAGUGAAAGUGAUCUAUGGCUUCCACAUGCUCAAGUCAGUAUACUUUUGGGGUGUGAUGGUAUUGGGUGGGUUGUUUGGAAUCGCAAUCGGAUAUGUAACAGGCCUUCAAAUCAAAGUGACAAGUCCAUUGACGCACAAUGUAAGUGGAACUGCCAAGGCUUGUGCUCAGACAAUUCUCUCUGUGACAGUGAAUCAUGAGAUUAAAACAGCUUUAUGGUGGUUAAGUAAUGCGUUAGUUUUAGGGGGUUCAACUGCUUACACAUUUGUGAAACAUAGUGAAAUGAAAGCACAGCAUAACAAGGCUGAGCAGACUCACAAAGGCAAUGGAAACCACGGAGAGCAGAAAAAUGGAGGGAAUGUUGUUUAGUUUUUUUAAGUCUUGUUUAGUUGCACCUAAGGAAUAUUUCUUUCAAACUAUUAACUUAGUUUGAAAUUUUAUGCUGCGAAUUUUGUUAUUCUCAAAAUUAAAGUUAAAUAAUCCUCUUUGCCUCAGUUGUAACUUCAAAGAUAAAAUGAUAUUUAUAAGUUAGAGAAAACUAGGGUCAGUUAACCCUUUAACUCCCAAGAUCUGAUUGUCAAUUCUCCACUCUAGCAACAACACAAUUCUUGUAAAAGAAAUUAGGUAAUAGAUCAAGAUGACAUCUUUAACCUGAUAAGUUUGAAUAUUCCCAUUACCUGUUUGCUGAAUAAUAUAUGGAUAUUACAGGGAGAAAUUGCAUGUUAAUCACUUCUGGGAGUUGAAGGGUUAUUGUAUAUAUUAACUUUUUGUUCAACAUUCAAAGGUGAAAAUUUUGUUGUUUUAAAUAUUUAUGUGGAAUAAACCUCUUCAAUGCCUCUAUUGUAUAUUCAGAGAUAAUUAAUGGUUUUUAAGUUGGAGAUGACUAAGGCCAGUUAAUCUCGCUACAGAAGAAUACUGCAUGUUAUUAUUCUGCCAUAUUGUAACAGACAUGAAAAAAAAUCUGUUUAACACGACAUCUUGAAUUCUUGGUUUUUUUACCCAUUAACUCCCAAGAUCUGAAUUUUAAUUCUCCCCUCAGCUACUACAAAUUUCCUUGCAAAUGAGUUAUGAGAAUAUGGUGUUAAAUCAGGAUAACAUUUUCUAUCUGAUGAGUUUGAUUAUUCUUAUUACCUACAUCUGCUGGAAAGUGUGUGGUUAUUAUAGGGAGAAGUUACAAGUUAAUCAGUUUUUGGAGUUAAAGGAAUAACUUGCUGACAGAAGAAUACUGUAUUAUAUUUCUGCCAUUUUUUUGAAUAAUCAUGAAAACACUCAAAAUAAUCCUGAUUUCUUGAAUUCUUGGUUUCUUAAAUUUUCCUGGUAAUAGAAAGUAAAGAUGGCUUUAUUUCUCAGUAAAAUUUUGUCCCUGAUGUCUCCUAACCUUAUAAUAUUCACACCAGGAACUUCACAAAAUCUUGAUUCCAGUGCUCAAAGCACAUUACAAUACUAUAACAAUAAAAAAUUAUUAAAAAAGGCACUUAGAUACCAUUGUAAAUCAUGAUACAACCAUCUUGAAACUUUAUACAGUCUUCCUGAUAUGUAUUUACAGUCACCUUGCAUAGGAUAAUAAGAAGAAUUUUUUAUGUAAUUGUCAACCAGUUGGAAGGCAUAAAUCUUAUUUAAUCACAUUAGUAAAUAUGCUAAAAAGUAGUCAACACCCGCCAGAUUUGAGCCAAUUUUUUUUGCAGCUUCCUGACAUGAUCCACACAAGUUUAUAAUCUUAUAAACUUUAAGAUGGGUCAUCAAUAAUUGUCUCAAAAUUGUAAAAGUGUAGAUUUUCUCAAAUACCCAUGAAAUAAUAAAACAUCUUUUAUCAAAUUUCAGUACAUAGAUCAAUUAUUGGAUAGAUAUUGUGCUUGGGGUAAAUAAUGU